Gopherus flavomarginatus (Mexican gopher tortoise) is the source of this 3391-nucleotide messenger RNA. Its product is annotated as zinc finger and SCAN domain-containing protein 29-like. The transcript is spliced from 2 exons. The coding region runs from base 269 to 1216 and encodes 315 amino acids. The record is from RefSeq and is a predicted model, not a curated record. NCBI's taxonomy places the organism in Eukaryota, Metazoa, Chordata, Testudines, Testudinidae.
AAGAAGCAUAAAGUGUGCUGUGCCCUGGCUAGAGUGCCAUGGUGCCAGUGUGGACGCCCUGGUCUAUUAAUGCACUCUGAUAGGCCUCCAUGAAGUGUCGCACAAUGCCUGUUCCAGCCACUCUGGUCAUCACUUUGAACUCUAUUGCCCUGCCCUCAGGUGACCAACCGUCAGACCUGCCUUUUAAAUUCUCUGGGAAUUUUGGAAUUCCCCUUCUUGUUUUCUCAGCAAGUCAUGUAGUGCUCUCAGUGCAUCUUUCCAAGUGACCAUGCCUUCACGUUCCAGGCAAUCCCCAGUAUGGAGCAAUGGAGAAGUUCUGGACCUCAUCAGUGUUUGGGGAGAGGAAGCUGUCCAGUCCCAGCUGUGCUCUAGCUGUAGGAAUUACGAUACCUAUGGGCAAAUAUCAAGGGCCAUAAUAGAAAAGGGCUAUGACCAGGAUGCAGUGCAAUGCAGGGUUAAAGUGAGGGAGCUGCGGACUGCCUACCACAAAGUGCGGGAGGCAAACCACCAUGCAGGUGCUGCCCCCACGACCUGCCGUUUCUACAAAGAGCUGGACAAGAUACUUGGGGGCAACUCCGCCUCCACUCCAAAGAGCACCAUGGACACUUCAGAGGCCAUAGCAGCACACAGUUCAACAAGGCAGGAGGAGGAAAGUGGGAGUGAGAGUGCUGAAGAGGAGGGGAGCCCAGAGCCAGAGGACAGCCCGGCAUCCCUAGAUACAUGCAGCCAGGAGCUGUUUUCAAGCCAGGAGGAAGGUAGCCAGUUGCAGUGCUUGGGGAAGAACAAACAGCAGAGGAGGUGCCUGGAUGCAACUUUGAGAUCCCACCCGUCCUUGUUAUCAACUGCCAAAAGGCUGCAAAGAAUCAGGAAGCAUCCGCGAAGAAGCAAAGAGGACCUUCUGCAUGAAGUCAUGCAGCAGUCCCUUACUGAAAAUCGAAAAGUACAUGAGUGGCAGGAGACCAAAAGGAGGCUCUGUCAGCAGAAUGCAGAUCACUGCCACCAAAGCACGGAGCGACUCCUAAGCAUUAUAGAGCACCAAGUGGACUUGAUGCAGGUGCUCAUAGCAGACGGAGCAGAUCUGCGCCCCUCUUCCCCUCCCCCCUCACAGCCCUUGUCCCAAAACUCUUUCCCUUGUGUCCCCAUGUCACUGCCAACCCACUGCCCCCAACAUCCAGUUUCUUAUCGCCACCAGCUGCCUCUAACACCUGUAGCUUAACCACCCAGCCCUGCAAACUAUGACCCUUAUCCACUGCACUCAACCCCAUCACCAUGCGUGUUAGCCAGCCUGAAGUGCAGCACUGAUUGCACAGCACUCCAGACAGGAAGGCUGACUAUGAUAACAGGACAUAUGCAAAUCUGUGAUUGCCCUGUUCCCCACCCCACCCCCUUUCCUCCUCCCACACAGCACAGAUGUGUCAUGCCAUGUGUGUUUCCCCAGUUUCUUUUCAAUAAAUGAUUUUUUUGGCUUUGCAAACAUUCUUUAUUGCAUUAAGUAAAAGAUAGCAUAGCCCAGGAAAGCAACAGGCAGUGCAAGUCAGUGCAUCAUACAUAGCAAACACAGAUGCCUACUAGCAUUGGAAUCCUGUGCAGGGUACCAAACAUUACUGGUGUCUUUCAGAAUUGAAUUGCUCCCUCAAGGCAUCCCUAAUCCUAACAGCCCCACACUGGGCCCCUCUAAUAGCCCUGGUCUCUGGCUGUUGAAAUUCAGUCCCAGGUGUUGAACCUCGGUGGUCCAUGCUUGAGUCAAGCUUUCACCCUUCCCUUCACAAAUGUUAUGGAGGGUACAGCAGCAGCUAUAACCGUGGGAAUGUUGUCAUUGGCCAGGUCCAGCUUCCCAUACAGAGAGCGCUAGCGGCCCUUUAAACAUCCAAAAGCACACUCUGCAGUCAUUCUGCACCAGCUCAGCCUGUUGUUGAACCACUCCUUGCUGCUGUCAAGGAUCCCUGUGUAGAAUUUCAUCAGCCAUGGCAUUAAAGGGUAAAUGGGGUCUUCAAGGAUCACAAUGGGCAUUUUGACUUCCCCUACAGUGAUCUUCUGGUCUGGGAAGAAAGACCCGGCUUGCAGUUUCCUGAACAGGCCUGUGUUCUGAAAGAUGCAUGCGUCAUGCACCUUUCCAGACCAGCCUGCGUUAAUGUCCAUGAAACGCCCACGGUGAUCCACAAGUGCCUGGAGAACCAUCAAGAAAUGCCUCUUCUGAUUUAUGUACUUGGAGGUUAGGUGGUCUGGUGCCAGAAUUGGAAUAUGUGUCCCAUCUAUCGCACUUCUGCAGUUAGGGAAACCCAUUUGUGCAAAACCAGCCACAAUAUCCUGCACGUUACCAGAGUCAUGGUUUUGAGCAGGAUGCGAUUAAUGGCCCUCCAAACUUGCACCAACAUGAUUCCAACGGUUGCCUUUCCCACUCCGAACUGGUUAGCGACCAAUCGGUAGCUGUCUGGGGUUGCCAGCUUCAAGACUGCAAUAGCCACAUGCUUCUCCACCGGCAGGGCAGCUCUCAAUCUUGUGUCCUUGCACUGCAGGGUGGGGUGAGCUCAGCACACAGUUCAAUGAAAGUGGCUUUCCUCAUCCAAAAGUUCUGCAGCCACUGCUCGUCAUCCCAGACUUGCAUAACGAUGUGAUCCCACCGCUCAGUGCUUAUUUCCCAAGCCCAAAAGUGGCAUUCUACUGUGGUGAACAUGUCUGUGAAUGACACAAGCAAUCUUGUGUCAUCUGCGUUAUAUGAGUCGACAUCAUCGUCAGACUUCUCACUGUCACUUUUUAGCUUAAAGAGUAACUCAAUUGCAAUUGGUGACAUGCUGGCAAGACCCAUCAGCAUAUACCUCACAAUUUCGGGAUCCAUUCCCGCAGACCGAAAGGGAAGACAGAACACACAGUACAAAAGCCGUUGAUGGUGCCAAAUGUGGACAGGGGCACAGGGAUUUCUGGGACGCGAAGCAAUGCAUCACAGGGCAUUGGGACAGGACCCAGAAUGUCCCCUGCCCCCUUUCCCCCUUCCCUUUCCCACAAUCUACAGCACCAGAAUGGGAAGAGGUGCUCUGUGGGAUAGCUGCCCAUAAUGCACCGCUCCCAAUGCCACUGCAAGUGCCGCAUAUGUGGCCAUGCCACUGCGGUGGCAGCUGACAGUGUGAAUACACAGCAGCACUUUCCCUGCUCCAGUCUCUGAGGGCUGGUUUAAUUCCAGGCACUCUACAUCUGCAAGUGGAAGCAUGGCCUUAGAGAACAUGCUCGUUUAAAGUUGUGCAAUGCUCCUUUAUAAUGUUGUUUGGCAGCUGCUUGCAAGAAGAGCAGCCCAUGGGAGCUAGCUGGUGGGGGCUUGGAACCAGGGUGGACCGUCAGCCCCACUAUCAGCUCCCCCUAAGUUUCCUGUGUGAAGCCACUCAGCAGGCUAUCAAUU